Cetraspora pellucida is the source of this 1509-nucleotide messenger RNA. Lineage: Eukaryota; Fungi; Glomeromycota; Glomeromycetes; Diversisporales; Gigasporaceae. The record is from the annotation of a GenBank genome assembly.
AUGUCUUCUUCACAAAACAUUCAGAGAGGAUCUAACAAAUCUGAUCAACGUGUGAAAAUUGAUGAAAGAUCGCCAUUAAUUCCAGAAACUAACGUUGGCCUCGGCAUCCGACUGAAUGAUAUAAUUGAAAUAAAAACUUUUAACGCUCGUGAAGCAAUUUAUCUUCUCAAAAAGGCAUUUCCUGCUCUUUUUGCGUUUUUGUUUCUACAAGCUUUACAAGUUACCAAUGUAUUUUUUGUGGGACAUCUGGGGCAGGCGGAAUUAGCUGGCCUCGCUUUAGGAACUAUGUAUGCUGCGGUUACUUGUUGGUCAAUAGGAUUUGGCGCAACUUCGGCGUUGGAUACACUUUGUCCACAGGGUUAUACGUCAGGAAACCCGAAAAUGGCUGGUAUUUACACGCAACGAGCAAUUAUAAUUAUGAUGCUUGGAUUCAUACCUAUAGGAAUUAUUUGGUUGGUAUCUGAAAAUAUUUUGAUUGGUUUGGGACAAGAUGCUGAAUUAUCGCAUUAUGCUGCGUUAUAUCUACGUUAUUUACUUUUGGGAGCACCACCGGCCCUUAUUUUUUGGUGCUUAGAAAAGUUUUUGCAAGGUCAAGGUAUCAUGAAAGCAACAACCUAUGUUCUUAUAAUAUGUUGUCCAAUAAAUAUUUUCCUCAACUAUAUUUUUAUUUGGGAGCCAUUUUCACUUGGUUUCAUUGGCGCGCCAAUUGCUACUACAUUAACCAAUUGGUUAAUGUUAUUUCUCACUUUCCUUUAUAUAAAACACAUUGAUGGAUAUGAUGCUUGGGUAGGAUGGACACAUUUAAGCUUCAAAGAUUGGUCAUCAUUCAUGAAACUUGCAUUACCAGGGAUGUUAACAUCAUGCGCUGAUUGGUGGAUUUAUGAACUUAUUGCAUUAUUCGCAGGUUAUUUUGGAAGUGUAUCUUUAGCAAGUCAUCGAUUAAUUCUUACAAUUGCGCUGAUAUUAUAUCAGAUACCACAUAGUUUAGCUGUAGCAGCUUCAAACAGAGUUGGUAAUUUACUGGGUGCCGGUCUACCAAAUAGAGCGAUAAUAGCUACAAAUACAUCACUAUUACUUGCUGUCAUAGGUGCUGCAUGCAAUGCAAUGGUAUUACUUUACUUUAGGGAGUCUUUAGGAUAUUUCUUUACUCAUGACGAAGAUGUUGUAAAAAUGGUAGCAUCAAUUUUACCAUUAGCUGCUAUAUUUCAGCUUUCUGAUAGUGUUGGUAACAUAGGUAGUGGCGUUCUUCGCGGGCAAGGUCGAUUAAAAACGGUUGCCGCAAUAUUUCUUCCAGCCUUUUAUUUAAUUGGUUUACCUUUAGGUCUUAUGUUUGCAUUUGAAUUUAAUAUGGGUUUAAAAGGACUUUGGUCAGGCGUUACUUGUGCUUCUAUAAGUAUGGCCAUCGGAAUAUUUUUAGCUGUAUCGAUGACUGAUUGGAGUUGGGAAGUUGAAGAAUGUCAUCGAAGAGUUAAAAAUGAAUUAAUUGAUGAUAUUGAUGAUGAUUUAUAA